AUCAGAGUUGCCUCUAGAAACAAUCAUGAAAGCCUUACUGGUCUUCUUGCUCGUGGCUUUGGCUACUCUUCAUGCCCUACCAAGCCAAAUUCAAACCUCCUUCGAUUUCGAUCCAUUUGUCAUUGGAGGCGAGGCAGCAAAGCCCGGCGAAUUUCCGUGGCAACUGUCGCUGCAGGUUUUUAGUAACGGAAAGUGGUACCACACGUGUGGCGCUUCACUUUUCUCCGCUAAGUAUGCACUGACAGCCGCCCAUUGCGUUAGCAGCGGAAUGGCUUACAGGGUGGUUGCUGGCCUACACCAACUAAGCAAUCCUAGCCUGGCUACUAUCGUCAACGUCAAAUCCUUCAAAAUACACGAAAAAUACUUGGACGGUACCGGGACAUACAGCAACGACAUAGCCGUCCUUACAUUUGCGGCCGAUAUCAAGUUUACUGACAAGAUCAAACCAGCUGUCAUGCCAGCUGAUAACAAGAACAAAUUCGUCAACGAAUCUUGCAUCAUCAGUGGUUGGGGCAGAACUGGUGCCUCUGGAGUUCUGCCGGACACUCUUCAGAAAGGAAUGAUCCGUGUCAUUUCAAAUGCAGAGUGUCAAAGAAGAGUUGGGUCUAUGGGCAAAAUUGUUAACGGCCACCUCUGCAUUUUUGAUCCUGUUGGUUUGGACACCUCUGCUUGCAACGGAGACAGUGGCGGUCCGGUAUUGUGCAAAGUGGCCGGUGUAGAUACAGUUGUUGGAGCUGCUUCGUGGGUUAUAUCGAGUGCUGGUGUUUGUAGCCCAAUUUAUCCAUCUGCCUACACAAGAUUCAGUGAAUAUUUAGAUUGGAUCAAGAUGAACACACCUUAGAACGAUUGUGGACUAUUCCACUAUUCUGAUAAACUAAAACGCUCGUCUACAAUGAACCAUUCCGUCCUGUUAUAAUAUUGACUGAUUUAUUUUGAUUAAACGUAAUUUGCUAAUAUAGAUCAUGAAAUCCUACAUGAAACAUUAAAUUCUCUUAUUGUUGAAUUUAAAUGCUGAGAGUGAAUUAUUGCACAUUAAAUUUUAAUAAAAAGCAUUCAAACUCAAA
Molecule: messenger RNA, 1064 nt
Organism: Helobdella robusta
Lineage: Eukaryota; Metazoa; Annelida; Clitellata; Rhynchobdellida; Glossiphoniidae
Exons: 6
Coding region: 26-841 (271 amino acids)
Biological process (GO): proteolysis
Molecular function (GO): serine-type endopeptidase activity
Source: RefSeq, a predicted model, not a curated record